Messenger RNA from Corticium candelabrum, 723 nucleotides. Its product is annotated as synaptogyrin-3-like. Bases 15 to 581 code for a protein of 188 amino acids. Gene Ontology annotation, cellular component: neuromuscular junction; synaptic vesicle membrane. Lineage: Eukaryota; Metazoa; Porifera; Homoscleromorpha; Homosclerophorida; Plakinidae. The record is from RefSeq and is a predicted model, not a curated record. The transcript has 4 exons.
UAACAGUCGAAUCGAUGGAGCCUCGCAAGUCUGCUUUAGUUCGGAUUGCUAUGCGAAUAUUUGGUCUCGUAGCUGGUGCAAUUGUUAUCGGUUGCAUUGCUGGCAAGCUACUUGAGAACUUUUCGACCUAUGAUUCAGUCUUCAGCCGCAGAGUAACCGAGAAAAUUUGCUUAUUUCACUUGGAUGACGUUGCGAGAUCCGGAGACUUCAAGAAGAUCGCUUGUGAAUUUGGCAUAGCUUGUGGUGCAAUGGCUGUGCUCGUAGCCGUUGUCUUCUGUAUGCUUGAUUACAUGGCGGAUGUAACAGGAAGCGUGGCGUCAAUGCGUCGACCCAUUAUCGUAUCAAGCAGCGUGCUGGCCGUCAUUAUGGUAGUCGUCUGGGUUUCUUGCUUCGGUUACUUGUCUAAACGGUAUAGUGAUGCCCAUGGAAACGACUGGAAGAGUGAGUACAAGACUCCAGGGCAAGCAACCUUAGCUUUCAGUUUUCUGUCUAUUAUCGCAUGGAUUAUUGUUGCCGUUUUUGGCUUUGUCGGUCUACAAGCUUCUACUGACGGAGUUCCCAAACAAGCUUACAUUACCUAAGAGCUAAAAGCGCAAGAAAACAGAAACUGCUGCGUUUCGAACCUUUUGCUCGUCUAGAUCUGCUUGUUUGCGGCUCAUUAGAUAGCACACGUACGUCUAGCUUCAAGUUCAACGUCAAGUUAUUGGGCUUCUACUAUGAUUA